AUGAUAUGGCAUAAUAUUGGUCAUGGCUUUGUUGGUGAAUGGAAUUUUCACACCGGCUAUGCUGGCACCGUCGGAUCCUUUGGCUCUCGGAAUAUGAUGAUGCUCCGGAAGGCCAUCGUGAAAAGCAGUGACCACUUAGUCUCCGAGGUUUAUCAUGUCUCCGGUGAUGCCCAGAAGACCUGA
Penicillium soppii is the source of this 183-nucleotide messenger RNA. RefSeq lists its product as uncharacterized. Bases 1 to 183 code for a protein of 60 amino acids. Lineage: Eukaryota; Fungi; Ascomycota; Eurotiomycetes; Eurotiales; Aspergillaceae. The transcript has a single exon. The record is from RefSeq and is a predicted model, not a curated record.